Anopheles nili is the source of this 5487-nucleotide messenger RNA. Its product is annotated as protein piccolo-like. The record is from RefSeq and is a predicted model, not a curated record. Gene Ontology annotation, molecular function: chromatin binding. The transcript is spliced from 6 exons. Bases 1 to 5487 code for a protein of 1828 amino acids. NCBI's taxonomy places the organism in Eukaryota, Metazoa, Arthropoda, Insecta, Diptera, Culicidae.
AUGCCACGGCCAUCUCAUCAUCAUCCUCCCAAGGUAAAGCCAAGCAACCGAACCAACCGCCAUCGCUUGCGUUUUUCUGUUUCACUCACAACAGGUUACUAUCAACCGGCUGGUCCGCUGAUAUCGCCCCACCUGCUCGGUCAGCCACCGACGUCCCAGCACGGGCCCGGUUCGCUGGCCAGCAAGAGUGGCCUCGAUGGCGACGCGCUCCUGCAAAGCCCGCAGCUUCCACCACCGUCCUCGACGGCCGACAGUACGGACAGCGACGUCCUGCUGACAGGUACGCCCGGACACCCGGACGACGCCCUACCGAUGGGUUUCCACCCACUGCGCCCGAAGGCCGUAGCCGCAGCCGCCGCAGCAGCAGCUGAUGAUGCCGAUCGUUAUUUUCGUUCCAUCUUUGCAGGUGGUGGCGCCGAUCUGGCCCAUCGCGCCCAACCCUACGGUGGUCGGUACGGUCCAGCGCCUGGAGGUGGCCCACCCGCCAGUCUCUAUCCGCGGCCGAUGCAGAUGCACUGUCCACCGACCUAUCUGCCGCCCGGUUACUACGCACCCUCACCCUACGGUCCACAGCAUCCGCCACCGCCACCUCACGGGCCACCGCCCGAGAUGUACUACACGCACGCGUAUCCGGCCCAUUUCUAUCCCAAGUUUGCGCCUCCGUACUACCCAACCAGCCGGCGGUACUACUCCGGACCGGGUCCCGGACCGGAGCACCAUCUGUACGAGCAGGCACCACCACCCACCAGUGCCCCGGGUCCACCAGGACCGCCUGGGGCGCCGCCAUCGGCGGCACAACUCGUACCUACCGGACCGCAGGGUCCGCAGCACCUCGAGCACUAUCCGUAUCCGGCGUACCCGGGUUACGGUAGUCCCGGGCCCGGGUCCGGUGGCCAGUGUUACUCGCGCAACCUGCAACACGCGCCACCUCCACCACCUUAUAUGGAUGCGCAUUACACAACCAACUGUCCAUGCCCGAUGCAGUGUCCAAAAAACGUCAAUGCUGGGUCCCUUAUUGGUAUCAAGGCCAGUAAGGGCCCAGUAGCCACAAACAACCAUAUCGUACAAAACGCACCGAGCGCCAGGAUGAGCGCAUCCGAACCGAUCACAAUCUCGUCCAGCUCGUCGUCGUCGGCAUCGUCCUCCGAUCCGGCAUCACCGAUUCCGGUCGAUUCGCCCCACGGUACGCCAACGCAACCGGUGACCGCAGACGUCGAUACACCGCCAAGUCAAGCCGCCAACCCGAAGCUGCAAACGCACCCGGUACAUGGGUCCCCCUACCACGGGCCCCAUCAUCCGCAUCCCGCCCAUGGCCAACCGGGUCAUCAUGCGCAUAUGCACCCGUACCAUCAUUACCAUCAUCCGCCCCGGCAUGCGGAUGUCGUGAUGCCUACGAAACCCGUGGCAACAACGACGUCCACUCCGACCGGGGGUACUACGACGACUGCCGGAGUACAAGCUGGCGUGGCUCCGACGGUGGUGACGACGACAUCCGUGACACCGGUUCACCCCCAUCAGCAUCACAGUGAGAAGCUGUGCUACAAAACGGAGCAACUGAUCAAACCGGAAGCUUCCAACGAGCUGCUCUCGACGCCGAUGCAUUACGGCAGCCCGUACCACAAUCCGUACCAUCACCCGAUGGAGUACUAUCACCACGCGAAGCUGGCCGACCUGAAGGAGGAACCGCACGGUGCGCUAACACCGCCCUACUCGAUCGCCAGCAAGAUCGCGCUGCUCGAAACGCCCGAUCUAGCGCCAAUCAGUCAAUCCCGUGGAACAACCUGUGAGGGCCGGAACCGGUCCAAGGACGACGGUGGGAAGACGCACGGUCUCGAGGCACCACUCGCGGUGUCGGGUGCGCUCGUGAAGCAGGAAAUCGAAGAGUUCAAGCUGCUGGAACCGCUCAUGACGGCGGUGUGCAAGAAGGAAGACUUCGAGGAAACGGGCCCGGCGAUGACACCGGACCUGCUGGAUGACGCGCUCGUGAUCAAGAAGGAUUGCGACGAGGAAAAGCCACCCGGCGAUGGGGCGUAUCUGCACCAUCACCACCACGGGGCGCAUCCACUGGCACCGGUGGAUCACCACCAUCAUCUGCAUCACCAUCACCAUCUGGAGCAGGUGCGGGUUGCAUCGCAUCUUCCGCAUCAUUUGCAUCACCACAGUGCCAGUACAAACCUUCUGCAUCCGCGUUAUGGUCUGCAGCAGCAGCAGCAACAGCAGCCACCACUCAUUACCGGGUUGCUGGUGGAGAAGGACGAUGAGGAGUCUGACGCCAAACUACCUCCGGACAGCAAGAGUUCGCUAGCGGAACUCGUACUCACGACGGAGGCCUCCCAGACGGACCCGGACGCCAAGGUGACGGUGACGACUGUGGCCUCGAUGGCCACCGGGGACGACGGGGAAAUGAAACCGGCGGACGUACCGGCAGCCGGAAGGUGCGAUGCCACCCACCACCAGCAGCUGAGGGAAAACAGUAGUGAUAAUAGUAUUAGUUUUAGUGAUAGCCUAACCCCCGAAGCCGCUGGUGGCGUUGCCGAACCGCCCAUGAGCCGGCGGGUGUCGAAGGACGACGCAAAAGUACAAUCACAGGACGGUGCCGGGGGGCUCGAUCCUCCAUCACCGGCGGUGAUCCCGGCGUCCACCGUCAAGCGGAGACCGUUGCUGGUGGCGUGCAAAAAGUCAACGUCGAAGCAGUCACCCCCGAAUAGCUAUAAGAAUCUGAUCAAACGUACAAACGGUGCCGAAACGGGUGAGGACGGUCCGCUCGUCGAGUGUCCGGAACUGGUGGAGCUAAGCGAAGAGGAGGAGGAGGAGGAGGAAGAGGAGGAAGAAGACGAGGACGAUGAGGAAGACGAGGAUGAGGAAGCGCUGCAGGACGACGAAGGCGAGGACGUGGAAGACAUCGAGCUGGAGGAACAACGGCGAGUGGAGGCCGAAAGGCGAACCAACGCGCAAGGAUCAACCCAGAAAUCGCGUACCGGUGGUACGAAGCAACCCCCCGGAACUCGGAAGCGAACCAGCACGCAGCAAACCGAUGGGCGGCGAAAAAAGGCAACAAAUGGCAGCAGAAAGCAGCUGCCGAUGCCGGUAACGCCGGUCGACAAACGCCACCGAAAGCCGCAAUUGCUGGCGAUGAAGAAAUGGGCCACACCAACGGCCACCGGUACGGCGAGGGCACGUUUCGUGAAGCGUUUCCACCGGGUGUUCCGAUCGAGCAUUCAAUCGCUCAAACGGUUGCCUGCGUCCUUGCGCGAGCGGCUGCUGCGUCGAUCCAACGUUAAGCUUGUUCCGGUGGAGGCGAAUGGUCAGAAGCGUAUCGUAAAAGCCCUACCACCGGCGGUGGAGAAAAUGAGCGAACAGACUGACGUUCCCGAGCUAUCCUCAAUGCAAGCAGCACAACCAACGAGCGAACAUGACGCUAGCAUUACCGAGACGGAAGCAAAACGGCCAGAAACAGUGCCUGGAGAUGGGCAGUUGUUGAGCGAACCAGACGCGGGAAGCCACGGUGUGGCCACGAGUGCUGAAGCAGCAACACCGGCUGUAACGGAUGUAGCGACGCCAGACACGCCAAAGCCCUUCAGCCUGCUGUCGAAUGUCGAUCGUACGAUCGAUCUCGUUGCCAAAGGAUACUUUUCCGAGCCGGAAAUUUUACCCGGCACAACAGAACUGCAGGUCCACUCGCGAGCAUGGUUGAAGAAGCUCAAGCAGCAGCAGGAAGGACGGUCACAUUCGGAGCAAAGUCGCGGAACGAAGCGGCGCGAUCGCAGCGGUGGUGAAGGUGCGGAGAAAAAGGGCAAACCCAAGAGCUCGCCGUUGGUGGUUGAUGUGUCGCCAUCACCAGCCCCCGGGCAGACGGUCAGCAGCAGCCAGAGCAAGAAAGCGAAAGCGAAAGCUAAAUCGACUAAAAGCGGACCUGCGGUGGCACCUGGAAAGGAUGCUGCAUCGACAACAACGCGUCCGGUGGUGGAGAGUGAAGCAAAGGGCAAGAAAAAAGCACCCUCGAAGGAUCGCAAAAAGGAGCAAGCUAGCCGAAAGCGGAAGCAAAAGCAACAAAGUGUCGACGAUGAGGAUCGUGCCUGUAAGCGAAGCUCCACAGUCAAGGAUGCGCCACCGGUGGGGACGAACGUUUCGUUGUAUCAACGUGCCACUUCAACACCGAUUCCGGCGUCCGGAGAACUGUUUUUGGCCAGCCAUGACGAGCGAGAUGCGAAGGAUGACGACGAUCGCAAGAUCGACGGGUUGGAUGAUAGCGCCGUAACGCUUAUGGACCAGUCGUCGGUGUUGGACGAUCGCGAGACGGAUUUUGACGACGCUGCGACGAUGCUGGUCGAGGACGACGUGGCAAGUGUCGACACAAACGUCCUCAUCAAUCGCCAUAACAACAACAACAACAACAGCGCGGUUACGGAUAAGAACAAUCGAGCCGCCGAUGGGCAGGAAGCGAUGGAAGACCAGGAUAUAGUUGUGGUGGCCCCACUGCAAGCGGUCAUAGCCGAGGGCAAAGAGGGUAGCGAACUGGAACCACCGGAAGGCAUCGAACCGUACAUGGACGAUGAGGAGCCAAACGUGGAACAGCGAUCGAUUCCGGCAGGGAAUCUGUUGCCUUCGCAGGGUGAAAAUCUUUUGCAGCAACCGUACGCACCGUUAGUGUUACAGCAGCAGCCAUUCGCAUCCGUGGACGAUCGGCCACCGAACCUGGGUGUCCUGCUGGACUACGAUGAUGAGGAUCCGGACGAGGAGUUGCUGGUGCAUAAGCGCGGAUCGUCGAAUCGAUCCGCUAAGCGACGCCGCUCGCGUUCGAAAACGAAAUCGAAGAAAUUUAGCUCGAAAAAACGGCACCGCCCGUCGGCACACCAACGGCUUGCGGUUCUCGAGCUGGAGCAGAUGAUAGUGCCAAAAAAGGGAGACGUUAAUCCGCGCUGGAGCAACGGCUGGAUCUGGGAGGGACAGCCAUUCCAAGGGAAGGUGUUUUUAAACAGUGACGAUCCGCCGGUGCUGCGCACGUGCUAUCCUGCGAUGCGCCACUCCGAGGGUGACAUCAUCAAACCGCGAGACUGCGUGCUGCUCAAGGCGGGCAGCAAACGGGCGGAGUUGCCGUACGUUGCGAAGGUGGCACACCUGUGGGAGAACGCGGAAGAUGGUGAAAUGAUGAUGUCCUUGCUGUGGUACUACCGACCGGAGCACACUGAGCAAGGCCGCCAACGUACGGACGGUCCGGACGAGGUGUUUGCCUCCCGUCACAAGGACCACAACAGCGUGGCGUGCAUCGAGGACAAGUGUUACGUGCUAACGUUUAGCGAGUACUGCAGAUUCCGACGGCAGCUGAAAGGUUACGAGGAAAACAUCGAGGAGCAACCGUCGAUCGUUCCGUCCUUGAGACGGGAAAAUCCUCGCCUUCCACCACCCAUCGUAUCGCCUGAGCUGGUGAUGUACUGCCAGCGGGUGUACGAGUUCCGCUUGAAGCGGUUGCUUAAGUCCACCUCCUAG